UUACUGGGAAUGCUUUCAUCUUUGCCAUUUUGAUUUCUUGAUUUCCUUCGUGAAAUAUAAUGACCACCGCCGUUCUCAGCACCGAAGGCUGUCUCCGCCAUCGGUUCCGCCGUGAAACCCUCAACUUAGACUAUCCUUUUAGAUACCGUCGAAAUCCCAACCCUAGGUUGAUUAAAUCGAACAACAGAAAGGGGAGUCCCCCCCUAGGGUUUCAGUCGAAUAACAGAAGACAAGCCGAAUCCAUGGUGGCCAAAUCUCCCGGGAAGAAUCUAGUGAUGGGCCAGGUCAAGAUAUUGAAACGCGGGGAAACCUUGAUCACCGCUGCGGAGAAGAAGACCGAUCUCGGAAAGAUCGAAGAGGAAUUUGAUUUGGCAUUGGGGUCGACGAAUCGGUUGGGUCCGGAUCCGGAAACUAUGCAAAAGCAAGUUAAGCUAAAGGAAUUCAAGAUCGGUGGUUCGCAUGCCGGUUCCGCUUCUUUUGUUUCGCCGCCGCCUAGCUCGCUUCCGGUCCCUGUUUUUUUGGGAAGAACCGCUAAGGCAUCGCCGUGAUUGUUGCAUCGGUCAUUAAAAAGCUGGAUUUAGCAUAACUUCCAUUGCAGAAUCCGGAUCUUGCUAUUGGACAUCAUAUUCUCCCAUUGUAUUUUUAUCUCAAGAGGAAGAAUGUUGAGUGCAAGCCAAGGAA
Messenger RNA from Hibiscus syriacus, 681 nucleotides. RefSeq lists its product as uncharacterized. The transcript has a single exon. Lineage: Eukaryota; Viridiplantae; Streptophyta; Magnoliopsida; Malvales; Malvaceae. The record is from RefSeq and is a predicted model, not a curated record. Bases 60 to 548 code for a protein of 162 amino acids.